This is a messenger RNA of Bombus huntii, 6071 nucleotides long. RefSeq lists its product as uncharacterized. The record is from RefSeq and is a predicted model, not a curated record. Lineage: Eukaryota; Metazoa; Arthropoda; Insecta; Hymenoptera; Apidae. The coding region runs from base 1108 to 5307 and encodes 1399 amino acids. The transcript has 17 exons.
AGUUCAAUCUUAUCGUGCGGCCCGCUCACAUCUCCUGGAUGCAUACCAGUUACCGAUCUAAUAACGGUAUCAUCGGCCCGCUGUUCAAAUUUCCAGCGUGAAAAGUGCGUGAAAGUGCCGACAUCCCACGGCGGAUAUUCAAAAUUCCCCUUAGUUCGAGAAACUCGAUCGUUCCGAACGAUCUUUGAACGUCUUUGUUCGUUUGAAAAGAAUCUUCAAACCUGACACGCUGUUUAUUAAUCUCUAACAGCGGUAACGUAACAGAGGCUAAUUUAAGCAACCGAGUUAAAUAUUUAGACGGAUAUGAAGAAGAAGAUAAAUUACGAUAAUCGAACUUCGUUUGAAAAGAAUCUUCAAACGCGAUACGUUGUCCAUUGAUUUUUGAAAACAGCGAUGAGACGGACGUUUACUUAAGAAAUAUUUACAAGAAUAAUCGAACUGAAGAGAUUUACAAAAAAAUUAUAUAAUCUGACUUAAAAAAAGAAAAAGGAGAAAAGAUGAGGCAGAGAUUUAUUUAAGGAACUGAAUAGGCAACAGGCAGGAGGAAAGAAACUGCAAUAAUCCAGAUCUGUAUCAUUAAGUUCUGAAAAGAUUCAAACAGCCUGAGGAUCUCCUUUUAAAGAUCAACCAACAACAACAAGUCGAUGCAUUUCCUCAAUCAGUUCGGCUCGAUAUCGUUAGAAUUCGAUCGAGAAAUAUUUAUCGACUGUAUCAGAUAACCAGAACGUUGCAGCGUAUCGUGAAACUCGAUCAAAUAACUAGAAUCAGUCAUCAGAGUCAGCAGUGUCUGUAUAGAAGUUGUUCCAAGUUUCUCGGGGAUAUUUCCAAAUAUUCGCAGAGAGAGAGAGACAAAGGCAAAAUCGAAUUUCUCGGAGCAUCUUCGACUAACAAACUCGUACUAACAGAUUCGAGUAGCUAGAGUUUCGAAGACUUUUUUCUUUUUCAUCUCGUCAACGUUCGGCAAAGGGAAGAAAAAUGGACUCGAUAUCGAUCAGCGUGCAAGGAACAGUCAAGUGGAUCCAUCAGCUAUAAUUAAACGUCAAUCCUAUCGUCGUUGGACAGAGACACCGUCCGAUCGAUUGAUAUUCGAUUCGAGAGGCUUGUUCAAUGAAUGGAAAAAUGUUGAUGUCGCCUGGUAUGAGUUUAGUGGUGGCUGGUGUUGCUUCUGGUAUUUGUUUUCUGAUCUACAGUGGUGUCCUUAGGGGGAAGCCUGGAGACUCGAAGGAGGACGAAAAACAAAUUCCCGUGAGCGAGAAUCGUUGCACCUGCUGUCUAAAGCCAUUUUUCCUGGGACGUGGAGUCCGCUGUGAGGAUUGCGGUGGAAAAUCCUGCAGGAAAGGCUGCUCCCGUUGGGACCCGUCAGAUAACGCUUGGCAUUGUCUCUUUUGCCGUCAACAAAGGUACUGGUUGAAAAAAAACGGAAUCGAGGCAUUCGGUGGGCCGAUCGACGAGAAAGAUUUACAUCGAUACUUCAAUACGGCAAAAUCACAAGUUUACGUGGCAGGAGUGGAAAAUGCAGCUACCAGUUCGGGACAGGGUUUGGCCACGAAGCAAGAAGAUGCGAACACGAUGGAAACGGUUCGAGAUUUCGUUGAGAAGAUAGUGGUGAGAUUGAUGGGUAACUUGAACGACACCCCGAUCCAUCGAUUAUACGAUCAUCCAGCAUAUGACAAGCUUAUGGAAAGACAUAUAACACCCUUGGUAGACGCGCUCUCACGUUUGGCCAUGGCCCUGCGAUUGUCCUUAGAAAACAAACCAAACACGGAUUCGCCAACGAUGGCGCACACGGCGCUGCGCGAGAUCGUGGAGCGUGCCGUGGAAGAAGCGAGGAAGUUGCCGGGCCUCGGUGGUUCCGGUGUGUCCGGAAGUGUUCCAGAGGCACGGAACGUCGUGGAGGACAGUUACGAGGAUAUACUCGCCACCGCGAUACUCAACAAGGUCAUCGAGAAAUUCCAAAAGGAACAGGUGGACGGCAAUAGCAACGUUCUCCCAGGAAAACCAGUGUCCGCUAAGUGUGCGUUAAGCGAAAAUGAGGCAGGUCUCGACGAAGGUGUAGAAGAAGGCUGUAGCAGCCUGGAACCACUGUCUCAGGAUGAUUGUAGCAGUGACUGCAGUGCGUCUUGCUCGAGACGCGUUAGAAACCAACCGGAGCCAUUAUCUCUCACGAUAGAGGAAAGAAUUGAGGAAGUGACGACAACUUAUGCGUCCGACGAGGAUCAUAGGGAACACGACGUCUUGCCCAUUAAAAACGCCCAUCGAGUUCCGUUUCCUGAACUUGGAAUGGACAUUAUCGAUCCUUGUCAAGAAUCGGAGGACAGUCAAGACGAUCCAGAUACGACGACCACGCACAUAGGUUUAGUUUCUCCGAUCGAAUCGUGGGAAGAGAAUUGGCUGUUCCAAAAGAAGAGAGUUCAAAGCCAGGCUGACCCUGUGGCCAUGUUGGUGCCUAAUCCUAGCGCCGAUUUCAAGGCUUUAAUCGGUGACAAGGACGCGGAAGACACAUCCGAUUUGUCCGAGUGUUCAUCGGCACAGUCAGACGAAGAGAUAGAAAAAGAAUUAAUGGAAGCCAUAAGCAGUGUCGUGCCACGAUCUCCGAAGAAAAAGGAGUUCGAGAAUGGUCUGGACUACUUGAAUUCGUCAGACGACUUUUCGUUGAAGGUGGAUGAUACGAAUUCAUUUUCCAAUGGCGGAUACGUAUACGUAUCUGACGAGGAAAAGACUGACUGUAGACGCGUGAAAGACCAAAGGAAAGCAGAGAAACAGAGGGAAAAAGAAGAAGAUUAUAAACAAAGUGUAAAGGGAAACGAAGAAGUGAAAGCCAAAGAGAUUAAGGAGAAGGAAGUGAAAAGAAAAUUGGAGAGAGUCGAAACUGAGGAUGAGAAACCUGUUUCAGAAUCAAUAAAUGUAAUUAGCAACGGCUUGAAGAAGGUAGGAAUGGAGCGACAGAAAACGAACGAGGUAUCCGAAGAGGAUAAAAUAAGAAAUUUAAUCAACGGGGACGAUUUCAUUAAAGUAGAUCGAUCGGCGAAGAAAAGUGAAUCGGAUAAUCUAUCGAAUUCUGUUAAUUCGAAGCCUUUGACGGUUAUUCUGCCCGAUGAAAGCGAGCUAAACGUGCCAAAGACACCGACACCCACGCCGACGAGGAUUUCCAUGGAAAUUAGUCUGGGAAAUCCUCACAGCGAGAAAACGUACAUCUCGCAGGAGAAGAUCGUUCUGAAUUCCUUGGAAUGCGCGAAGAAAAAACUGAUGGCCGUCAAUGACGACAGUGUGGAAGCAUUCGAAGACGAGGAAACGAUGUUUGCUCAGCAAAAAGUCGACUUUCAUGCCGAAGAUAUUCAACAGGAAAGCGAAUACACCGAACAUUACGAUAUCGCGACUCAGAGACAUUUGGAUAGCUUGACGAAGUCCGAAUCAUUCGAGUCUUCGCCAUUAACGAAUGCCUCGAUAGAGGAUGACGAAAGUAAGUGCCGACAGGCUGUGGCGUUUGCCAAAGCCGAAUCGGCUUCGCAUCUGUCCCUGCAGAACAAGGAUGCGGAGGAAGAGGGUCGGCUAGGUACUCCUCCGAGACCAGGUACAAUUGCUGAACGCGAGCACAAGAAGUGGGAAAAUGCACCACCUAUCGAGAACAACCCCUAUAGCCAGGAAAACAUUCAAAAGAGGCUUUUGGAGAGGCAGUACUCUAGAAGAUCGUCAGACAUCCCUGGAAUUCACACCGAAUUGCCAAAGAGCAACGGUGCGGAUAUGGAUGUCGUGCUGGCGCCCCAUGAACCGGAUAUCAAAAGGUUCGGCAGGGACUAUUACAUCAACGAUUCAAGAGCGUCGGGUAACGAGAAAGGGAGAAGAUCGACGGCGUCGACCUCGAGCAGACCGAGCAGCUCGUUGUCUCAACGAUCAAGUUCCAACGGAAUGGCGGACCAGGAUCAACAGGAGGAAAUACAAUACAGAGAAACGGAGACGAUCCUGAAUCGAAGCAACGACGUGAAAUCCAAGGUGGCGAAAUGGCAGAAUAACAACGUGGAGGGCAAAUAUCAACAACCUGUUCGACAAAAUGACUCUUCAGACGAGGCGGAGAGAGACAAAGACAGGUUCUCGAAAAUCGAGUCGCAGAUGUCGUGGGAAGACCAACGAAUGGAAGAAAUUCUGGAAAACGAGAGGAAAAAUAGCAAGAAUGAAAUCAACGCGAAACUGAAUAAUCAGGAAAAUUAUGAGAACGCCGUUAUAGAAACGAAAAAGUCCAACUCCGAUGAAAAUCCACGCAAGAUCAAGAGGAUCGACUUGAAGGCUUAUGGAUUCGAAAAUGAAUUCUCUAAUAAAACGGCUAAAACUUCCACGCCUAGAGUGGUCAAUAAAUUGGAUCUUAAGUCUUUUGGUUACGAUAAUGGAAUUCGACGAACACAAUCGACGAUUCAAUUGAAUAGCAUAGGUAAUGACGAAUUCAAGCCAAGGUUAACCAGAACGUCGAACAAAUCGAACUUAACACGGAGAAACGAUUAUGAGAAUGACCGUGGCGAUGUGAUCGAAAGCAACCGUGCUUCUGGCGAUAACAACUUGACACAGAGCACGGAAACCUUGAACAAGUAUGAGAACGAGAGUUACAACGAUUUUGGAUUAAAGUCAGCGAAAUCGGUGCCGAACAUCGCCAAAUUCUAUUCGAAUCCGAAUAGCCAAGAAGAUGAGGAGGUAGAAAGCUAUAAUCAGAAUUCGUACAACGAAUUUGGAAUGGUUAAAAAAGGAUCGGUGAGAAACAUCGCGAAUAAUUAUAGUUUGGAGAAGUAUAACAUUAAGAGUAACGAUUCUUCGGUCGACGAUUCGGAAAAUGAAACGGAUAAUUCCUUUGAGAGGGAACAGAGUCACCAAUCGAUGAAUGACCUCAAGAAGAAAAGUCUGAGCGAAGAGGAAUUUGAUAAUAAGGUGCUGCCGAUGCCAUCGGUCAGGAGGCUCGCUGAAGCGUUUAGCAAACAGACCGAACCCGUUCCUGGACCUAUUUCGAAGAUAACUAAAUCGAGCAACGCGAAUAAGGAGAGAUCGUCAACACCAGAGAUCCAAAUAGUUGAAACGCCAAGACAGAUGCACAGUCUGACUGCCAGAUCGCUUUCGAAACAAUUUCGAGAAGGCCUGAGGCAAAUUCCGAACAAAGUGACUUCACCUCCGGCUAGUCACGUCGUUAUGGAGCAACCUAAUAUAACGGAAAGCCAAACGGAAGUAGUGCAAGGGAAGAGCGACGUGUCCAACGACACGAACGUAAUUCUACCUGGAAAAUUAAAGUCGAAUAUAAUAUUUUGGGAACAGAUGCAGAGAAAGAGUUAAAGCAAGUUUAUGUAAAAUUGGGCCCGAAGUCUUAAAAAGGAAACCGAAAGAGAAGUUGAAUGUUCACUUAGGGAUCAAAUUAAAUUAACAUAUUACAUGCAAAGCGUCUAGAUAAAGGAUGUAAAAAAUCCAGAUAACUUGGUCUUCUUUUUUAUAGAGUGCGAUAGAAAUUAUUUCCGAGAAACAGAAUUUUAUCGAGAAGCUAGAAGAAGUAGAACAAGUUAGCAUCCUUGCUCAACGUAAGAAUGUUUCAACGCCGUUCAACGAAAGAGUCGAUUAAUUGUAUGAAACAAUACAGGCUCAACGAUCGAUCGAUUUACAAGAGCAAUUGCAUUCGCGACAGGAAAUGUCGAUGUGAUUGUGUGUGCCAAAUGAUAUGAACCCGUGAUUAGCCAAAGAAAAUAUUUUUUGCGUGGUCCUUUCGAAAUAUACGAGCAAUUUGAACGUAACUUUCUAAAUAGCAAACAUUUUGGAAACUACGAAACGACCAGCUAAAUUUUACGCGUUCGUAAUAUUCUACGAUCAAUUUGUAAAUACACGUCGCCGGAACAUAGUCGAACUGUCGAAAUUGUUUUCUGUAUAUAAGAAGGAACUCUUAAUCAUAGUCACAAAGUUUUAUAUAUAAAUCUACCAUAUAGUGUUCCCAUAUACGACAUUACUAUUUAUUAUUUAUUAACGUCUAAAUAUGUAUCUGUGUAUAUACGAAUUAUGAAAAUCGGUGGGCAACGAAAGUACUUCAAUAAAAAUAUCAAAAUUUGUAUGGA